Messenger RNA from Botrytis porri, 1719 nucleotides. RefSeq lists its product as uncharacterized. The record is from RefSeq and is a predicted model, not a curated record. The transcript is spliced from 2 exons. NCBI's taxonomy places the organism in Eukaryota, Fungi, Ascomycota, Leotiomycetes, Helotiales, Sclerotiniaceae. Bases 1 to 897 code for a protein of 298 amino acids.
AUGGCCAUUAUCACCCAAUUUACGGUAUUCCCCAAGCUUUCUUAUGAUUUGAGGGCUAUGAUCUGGGAUUUGGUUUCUCAACAACCUUGUCGAAUUCAAUUUGGACACUAUAUCGUUCGUAAGACAAAACUUUCCAAGGGUAAGGACAAUGAGCUUGUCUCUGAGAGGGAUCUAUUCUUCUCUGGCAAGCAUCCUGAUUAUCCCCGCCCUUGGAGGUUGAAGGCUGAAGCCAGAGUACCUUCUGUGCUUAUGACUUGCCAGGAAUCUCGCUAUUGGGCAAUGAAGCAUUAUCAUUUGGAGUUCAAGGAUCAGUUGUAUACCAAGGCUCUAUGGUUCAACCCUAAAGUUGAUAUACUGGUUUUCAAUACGCAUACUGCAUUGCUUGUAUUUGUUCGGGGAGGUUGCACCUUUGGCGGGCUAGAUUCGCGUUUCACGGACAGCUCUAAAAUGCCUGUCGUGGAGAGAGUAGUUUUGCUUGAAUCUCUUCGAACGUAUAUGUACAGUGUUGCCACGGAGACUACAAAGAGACUCCCUCACUUGAAGUCGCUCGUUGCGAGAACCGAUGGCGUUCGUUCCGAUGCCGUUUUGUGCUACAGUGAGAAUUUCUUAUCUGGUGGAGCAGUUUUGCCUUCUCUUCGUGUCCGAAUGAAUCAUCUAUGGCAUUCUGAUGAGUGGAGGGCAAUCAGAGCUUACAGUCAAAUGCCAGAAUUGCAAAUUCUGACGGUAGAUGAGAUGUUGGAUGCUGGUUUGGCAGAGCCAUUUGGUCCUUCCAAUAAACCACCUAAGCGUCGAAGAAGAAAUCUCAAGGUAGAUCAAAAUCAAAUGCCACCAGUUCGUCAAUCAGAUCGAAUCAAGUCUAUGGAGACAAAAAAUUAUUUCGAAGACUGCGAAGACUAGAUAAAUGCAAAGAAAAUGCUCUCAUUCAAGACCCUACUUUACAAAGGGACGGUGGACUUUGGAUCCUGCGUUUCGUCGUACAAUCUACCACUCUACUCGAAGCGUCUCAGAGCGGCCUGUUAUUUUGAAAGGUUCUUUCUUCAUUGACAUGCUUGGAUCAACUGCUACCUCUGAAUGAAAAUCCUCUUUGCUUAUCCAGUCGAUUUAUUCAAUAAUCAAGCAUUAUUUCUUUGCUCCGCCUUCUUUGCACAGCUACAUCCACAACACCUCGAAAUAUCCCAUUGGUUUUCCUACUCGCAAUUACAAAGAACCCAGCACUUGCGUGGUCUUGGACCCUUCCAGACUGCUUUUUUACGACGUUCUUCCCGUACCACUUGUAGCUGCUCAAAAGCCUAUCAUGCUGCAGUUGUGUUUUCCAUGUGCCAGAAAAUCUCGACAGUUCUCCUGCGGCAAAUCUUUCCUUCUUACGAAUCGAGACUCGCUUCUGCCAACGCACUUCAUAUAUUCACGAUCGUCGCCGGUGAUGGCAACAAAGCAACUUGCACAACAUGAAUUACUGGGGGGUUGGGGAUUUCUCUUUUCAGAAAGUGGUACGAUAUGCAACCGCUGGGUGAUUUCAUGUCAACACGUUUAGUCAGGAUGGCUGAUGUUGGAUUCAAUCCUAGUUAUUCUAUUCUUCGUGGUUGGUUUUUCUCUUAGAAUAUGAUCCGCUGGGACCCUGAGCGGAUGAUGUUUUUUUGCAAUACGGCGUUGACCGGUAGAGAAAAGAAAAGUGUAAUGGGUUCUUAAGUUCUUUUCUUGAAAUCAAAAUUGCAUUCUACC